CUUAAAAAUGCAGGAAUAUAGCGACCAAGUUGAAACCAACUCUAUCAUUGAAGAAGUCAGCACUCUGGAAUACAUGAAUAGUACUAUUAGAGAUAACUUUAUUCGGAGGAUAAGUUACUAUGAGCCACAAAGAAAAUAUUUAGCAGUCCUAGUGCUGUUAUUUGGAGUCCUGAUUGGUUAUGCCUUAUCAAAACUUUGGUAUUAUUUAUAUUCAGAGACUCCAGAGCCUGUUUCUACUAAGACAGAUAGUAAAUCUCCUGAUAACCUCAAAUCAGAAAUUGUGUCUACCAUUAAUGGGUAUAUUGAUGCUGAAAACACUUUAAAGAUUCUAGGAAAAGUGGAACUCUCCCUGUACACUUUUCUGUCAUUAUCAGUGCUCUUGUUCUUAUAUACUGGGAAGCCACAAUUCUUAAUUGUUAGCCUGGCUUGAUUCCCAGUGUUUUAUCUGUUCGUAGAAGGACCUGUAAAGGGAAGAUAUAGGAAGUUAGAGACUAAAGGGCUGAAACUAGUGGAAUUAUGCCAAGAAACUAAUGAAGAGAAAGUUUUCUUGGGAACUCUAGAUCGAUAUUUAAAAAGAGCGAUUAGAGUUGAAUGAGAGAUGGAAUAUGAAGAAAAUGAAGAAAAAAAUUUGUUAGGAUGAACGAGAGAAUGACGUGAGGUGUGAAAAUUAUUGAAAGAAGAUAUUGAAAGACAUCGAGAAGUUCUCAAAAAUAUUCAAGAGUUCUUUAAAAAAAAUCAUAAAUCAGACAAAAAUUGGACAAUAGAUUUCUUUCAAAUGCUUAAAUAUCAAUUUAAAGAAUUUGAUGAUUCUGGCUCUAUUCUUGAGAAAAAGAAAAAUGAAUGGGAGCAGAAAUUGUUUGAAAUCAAAGCCAACAAAGUCCUUGCUAAGAAAAAGACCGAACCAGGUUUCCUUGCUCCUAAAUCUCAAAGACCUCAGAAAGUCCGCAGAUUGAUCCGGCGUAUUGUCAGAAAUGUAGCUCACCAUGGGGUUUAA
Molecule: messenger RNA, 994 nt
Organism: Moneuplotes crassus
Lineage: Eukaryota; Ciliophora; Spirotrichea; Euplotida; Euplotidae
Source: the annotation of a GenBank genome assembly